Cheilinus undulatus (humphead wrasse) is the source of this 4573-nucleotide messenger RNA. Its product is annotated as contactin-associated protein-like 4. The record is from RefSeq and is a predicted model, not a curated record. The coding region runs from base 192 to 4127 and encodes 1311 amino acids. NCBI's taxonomy places the organism in Eukaryota, Metazoa, Chordata, Actinopteri, Labriformes, Labridae. The transcript is spliced from 24 exons.
CCCCUCUACACCGAGGCAGCAGGAGCACACACUGCAGCGCAGCGCAGCGCACCGGAGCGGAGCUGGAGGAGGAGGAGGAGGAGAGCAAGAGGAGAGGAGAGCAGCGAUCAGGAGGAGUAGAGGAAGGAGGGCGGACUUGUUUUUCCCUCGGACAGGCUGGAUUAUACUCCGCAGCAUCCUGUCGCUUCAUCAUGCCUUUAGGGAGUAAAAGAUCCGCGGGGAUUAGAGCGCUGAUCGGCGCGCUGCUGCUCGGCUCCUGUGGGACAGGUGCACAAGAGGUGUGUGACAGUCCACUGGUGACCAAUCUGCCUACAUCAUCGUUCAGGAGUUCCUCCCAGCUGACCAGUAGCCAUGGGCCAGUGUAUGCCAAGGUCAACAGAAGAGAAGGAGCUGGUGGUUGGUCUCCUCUCAUCUCAGACAGAUACCAGUGGUUGGAGGUGGAUCUGGGAAGGCGGACCAAGAUCACAGCUGUGGCAACGCAGGGACGCUACGGCAGCUCUGAUUGGCUGACGGCGUACCUGCUGAUGUUCAGCGACACAGGACACAACUGGAGGCAGCACCGGCAGGAAGACAGCUUAGGGGCUUUUCCAGGUAACAGUAAUGCCGACUCUGUGGUUCAGUAUAAACUUGAACAGCCUGUGAUAGCUCGAUACCUGCGCCUGAUUCCUCUGGACUGGAACCCCACUGGGAGGAUUGGACUCAGACUGGAGAUAUAUGGAUGUCGAUAUACCUCUGACGUGGCUAACUUUGAUGGCAGCAGCAGCCUGCUCUACAGGCUGAGUGUGAGGCCGAGCUGGACGGAGAUGGAGGUCAUCUCUCUGAAGUUUAAGACGCUGAGGAAUUCUGGGACACUGCUGCAUGCAGAGGGACAGAGAGAUCACAGCCUCACUCUGGUGCUGGAGAAAGGACGGCUGCUGCUCUACCACCAACAAGGUGUGAGUUCCUCCUCCAGCGGUCAGCUCCUCGUCGCACUUGGAAGUCUCCUCGAUGACCAGCACUGGCAUUAUGUAAAGCUGGAGCGGCUCAAUGCUCACCUCAACCUCACCGUGGAUAAAACCACUCGGCAGGUUCACAUCCCAGCAGAGCUCAGCAGCUGGGACAUCCACCAGCUCAGUCUUGGAGCAGUCCAGGGUCACGGUCUGCAGAAACCCAUCCUGUCAAACAGAAACUUCUAUGGCUGUCUGGAAAAUCUUCUUUACAACGACCUCAACCUGAUAGAGUUGGCUAAAAAGAACAACCACCAGGUCUCUAAGAUGGGCAACGUGACCUUUUCCUGCUCCGAGCCCGUUUCGGUCGCUGUGACGUUCCCCUACUCCCAGAGCUUCUUGCAGCUGCCUGGACUGUGGUCGUGGUCGUCAGGGGUUAUUUCUGUGGCACUGCAGUUCAGGACGUGGAACAAGGCGGGGCUUCUGUUGACCUUUGUGCUCCCGCUCCAGGAGGGCAUGGUGUGGAUGUACCUCAGCGAAGCCAGGCUCCGCCUACAGGUCAGCAGAACUGGACGGGCACAGCUGGAGCUCAGCGCAGGUUCAGGUCUGAAUGACGGUCAGUGGCACUCUGUAGAGAUGAACUCCAGACACGAUCAGCUGAGCAUCACAGUGGACAGAGACGAAGGAGCCACCGCUCACACCAGCAUCCCACUUCCUCUAAAUGAAGACAGUCAGCUCUUCUUCGGUGGCUGCCCAGCUGAGGAGAGUAAUGAGGAGUGUGUGAACUAUUUCAGAGUGUUUCAGGGCUGCAUGCGUCUCUUGGCUUUGGAUAACCAACCUGUUGACCUGAUCAAGGUUCAGCAAAGACUGCUGGGAAACUACAGCCACUUACAGAUAGAUAUGUGUGGCAUCAUCGACAGGUGCUCCCCCAGUCACUGUGAACAUGGAGGGAGAUGCACUCAGUCAUGGAGCACCUUCCACUGUAACUGCUCUAACAGCGGCUACAGAGGAGCCACCUGCCACAGCUCUAUGUAUGAACAGUCAUGUGAGGCGUACAAACACAAAGGCAACAUAUCAGGGCACUACUACAUAGAUGUGGACGGCAGCGGACCGAUCAAACCCCAGCUCAUCUACUGUAACAUGACAGAGGACACAGCAUGGAUGGUGAUCCAGCACAAUAACACAGAACUGACCAGAGUGCAUUCAUCCCCUGAGAGAAUCCAACAUUCAGCACACUUUGACUACAUUGCUGAGGAGGAACAGUUAGCAGCCAUCAUCAGCCAAUCAGAGCACUGCGAGCAGGAGCUGUCCUACCACUGUAGGAAGUCCCGCCUACUCAACACACCAGAGGGUUCUCCGUUCAGCUGGUGGGUAGGAGGCCCUGGUCCAGGCCAGAUCCAGACGUACUGGGGCGGUGCUCUGCCAGGCACCAGACAGUGUGCAUGUGGUCUGCAGGACAACUGUGUGGAUUCAAACCACUACUGCAACUGUGACGCUGACAACGAUCAAUGGACUCAUGACUCCGGACUCCUCACCCAUAAGGAGACCCUCCCGGUCAAGUCUCUGGUUCUUGGUGAUGUCCAGCGUCCGGGGUCUGAGGCUUCCUACAGAGUUGGCCCUCUGCUAUGUCAUGGAGACAAGAACUUCUGGAACGCAGCUUUUUUUGACAAAGAGACGUCUUAUCUCCACUUUCCCACCUUCCACGGGGAGCUGAAUGCAGACAUCACUUUCCUGUUUAAAACAACCUCCUCCUCCGGGGUCUUCCUGGAAAACCUGGGCAUCAAGGACUUCAUCCGGAUUGAGCUCAGCUCCUCCACAGAGGUCGUCUUCUCUUUUGACGUUGGAAACGGGCCGCUGGAGGUACGAGUGGAGACGAGCGUCCCUCUGAAUGACAACCGAUGGCACAGCGUACGAGCCGAGAGAAACGUGAAGGAGGCAUCGCUGAGAGUCGACCAGUGCCCAGCAGCCACGCAGGAGGCGCCCGCUGAUGGACACAUUCAUUUACAGCUCAACAGCCAGUUAUUCAUAGGAGGCACCGCUUCAAGACAGAAAGGCUUCCUAGGAUGCAUCCGCUCUCUGCAGUUAAACGGUGUCACUCUGGACUUGGAGGAGAGGGCAAAGAUCACCCCUGGGGUCCGUCCUGGGUGCCCGGGUCACUGCAGCAGCUACGGCUCACUGUGCCAGAACCACGGCCGCUGUGUGGAGAGAGAAAACGGUUUCUUCUGUGACUGCAGUCAGUCUGCUUACGCCGGACCUUUCUGUCAUCAAGAGGUUUCAGCCAGCUUUAAGUCAACUACUUCCAUCGCCUACAACCUCCAGGAGCCCUUUGAACUGAGCAGGAACAGCAGUGCUGUGCCUUCCUUCAUCUACUCUGACAUGACUCUAAGAGGAGAAAAUAUCUCGCUGAGCUUCAGAACCAGUCAGAGUCCUGCUCUGUUGCUGUAUAUCAACUCUUUGUACCAGGAGUACCUGGCUCUGCUCAUCAACAAACACGAUGAGCUGGAACUGAGGUACAGGUUGCAGAGCAGCAGAGAUGUGGAGGUGCUCAGGAGCAGAGGCUCCAACAUGGCAGAUGGACAUCUGCACACAGUGACUGUCAAGAGACUGGUAGAUACCGUCUCUGUUCAGAUUGACCAGAAUACCAGAGAGGACUUCAACUUGACGUCUGACGGUGAAUUCAACAGCAUCAAAACGUUCUUUCUGGGCAGAGUGCAGGAUUCUGAUGAGCUGGAUUCAGAGCUGGCAGGGCUGGCCUCUCUCGGGUUCACAGGCUGUCUGUCAGGUGUUCGCUUUAACUCCAUCACUCCUCUAAAAGCUGCUCUGCUGCACCCUGACAGCCGUGUUAUUGUCACCGAACCACUGGUCUCAUCGAGCUGUGCUUCCUCCACUGCAGAUAAUCCAUACACAGCAGAAACCACACACUCCCUAACAGAUCAGCCCGGUUCAGUGGAUCCAGGUCAACCUUUAGUCAACGCCAUCAGGAGUGACUCAGCUCUAAUUGGAGGAGUGAUCGCUGUGGUAAUCUUCAUCAGCGUGUCUGCAUUGGCAAUACUCGCCAGAUUUGUCUGCAGCAGGAAGGAGACGUAUCGGAACCAGGAUGUAAAAGCAUCACAGCCUGAAGACAUCCACGAGUUACCCUUCAGCAGCCAGGCGGACUCUCAUAGCGCUCCCUGUGAAAACCAGAAGGAGUAUUUCAUUUAGCAGGACACACUGAUCUCCCACCGAGCUGACAGGACAGACUGAGGUGAUUUAACAGGAGCUCAGUGCUUUGAGAGACACUCCGAGCCCCUCAGCUGCUUAAACCCGUGGGUCGACAAGAUGUGACGUCCAAAACUGAACAAUUUAUGAUUUUACCUUCUUUCUGCUGCCAUUUUGAGGAUGUAAAUAUGAGAAAAGUGUAAAUGGUUAUUUGUGCGCUUACAAUGAUGUUGACCUGCCAUGUUGAAAUAUUUAAAAUAAUUUAUUAAAAGGAAAUAGAUGUGAUGAUCAAACACAUGUUUGUUGCAGUUAAACUACACUUUUGGACCUCAUGUUAAUUUAUUAAAAAACACACUUUUUCUACAAGGAUGCCAACCUGUGAGUGUGGAGAUGUCAGAGCCUUGAAAUGUGUUCUGAGUUAUGCGAAGACUGAACCAAACGGAGGUUUG